Messenger RNA from Salpingoeca rosetta, 945 nucleotides. RefSeq lists its product as uncharacterized. Gene Ontology annotation, molecular function: RNA binding. The coding region runs from base 1 to 945 and encodes 314 amino acids. The transcript is spliced from 4 exons. NCBI's taxonomy places the organism in Eukaryota, Choanoflagellata, Craspedida, Salpingoecidae. The record is from RefSeq and is a predicted model, not a curated record.
AUGGAUGACGACGGAUUUCAGACUGUCCAGCACGGGCGCAAGAAGAGCCGCCGCCAGCAGCAGCCGCCGCAGCCGCAGCAGCAGCGCGGCCCACCACAGGGUCGUGGCGGCCCACCACAAGGUCGCGGUGGUCGGCCCCCAUUUGGCCGCGGCCGCGGUCAAGGCCGAUACGGCCAGCCGGGUGGGCCACCCCCAUCUGGUGGAAUGGGCCUGCCCCCAGCAACACUGGGCAGCGGACCCCCAGGCAUCGAGCCCCCUUACACCGUCUACGUUGGCGGCCUCCACGACGAUUUCGUGGAGAGCGACAUGCAGUUCAUCUUCCCCGAAAAGAGCGGCUUCCAGGUGGCCUCUGUGCGCAUGAACCGCCACCGCGACACCGAUAAGUUCAAGGGCUCCUGUUUUGUGGAGUUUAAGGAUCGCGAGAGCCUCGACAAGGCGCUUGUCUUGAAUGGCCGCCUGACGAGCGAAAAGUGGGGCAACCGUCCCCUCAAGAUCGACCUUGCUGGUCCCGGCAGGAACCGCGGAGGUCGUCGUGGUGGUGGUCCCCCACAGCACGGUGGUCGCGGUCCACCACCCCAUAUGGGCGGGCCACCACCGCCGCACGGGGGUGGACACCGCCAUCGGGGUGGCUUUGAGCAACGUGGCGGCUUUGAGCAACGCGGUGGCUUUGAGCAACGUGGUGGCUUUGAGCAACGCGGCGGCUUUGAGCAACGUGGUGGCUUUGAGAGGCGCAGUGGCGGUGGAUUCAACAGGUACAGCGGCGAGCGGCGGCAGGGCCCACCCGCGUUUGAGCGCUCCCGUCCUCCUCCCGCCAACCCCGACAUCAACCCGGCCGCACCGCCCGCACGUCAGUUUGCACCACGCUACUCAGCUUUUCUGCGUUCUCCUACCCAAUUGCCACAACUUGUGCGCCUUUGUCGCAGGCAACCUGCCUUGCCCUGCUGA